AUGGGCUACUUCAGCAAAAUUGAAAAAUUGGAAGUGAGGAGGUGUGGAGAAUUGAGAAAUUUGAUGUCCACAUCACUGGCCAGAGGUCUUCUAAAUCUCCGAAUACUAAGCAUAGAAGAAUGCCAAUCAAUGGAGGAAGUGAUAGCAGAACAGGAACAAGAAGGAGAAGAAAUCAUGAGAAAUGAAUCCUUAUUUCCCGUGUUGGAAGAGCUGAAACUUUGCAAUUUGCCAGAACUGGGGCAUUUCAUUCUGACAAAGCAUGCUCUUGAAUUUCCAUUUCUUAAAGAAGUGGAUAUUUGUGAAUGCCCUAAAAUGAAGACAUUUAUCAAUCAGGGAACUAUGAGUAGUACACUGAGCCUCGAAAGUGUGAACAAUGAUGAUGAGCUGAAAGUUGUUGAUUUCAAUAAAGAAAUGUUCAAUUCUAAGGUUUGUCUUGUCACACUUUGUAACUAGAUGCUAUAUAUAUUUGUGUCAUGCAUUAACAGACCCCUGGUCUACUGCUCUCUUUUUGCUUUAACUAGCAAAUAGUAAUAGUAAUAGUAGAGUGAAGUGGUGGAAACACCUCCAAACUUAACGCGAAUUAUUAUUUUUGUCCCUGAACUAUGUUUAGUACUU
Messenger RNA from Capsicum annuum, 615 nucleotides. Its product is annotated as disease resistance protein RPS2-like. The coding region runs from base 1 to 453 and encodes 150 amino acids. The record is from RefSeq and is a predicted model, not a curated record. The transcript has a single exon. Lineage: Eukaryota; Viridiplantae; Streptophyta; Magnoliopsida; Solanales; Solanaceae.